GCUUAGUAAGAUAAGGUGUGUCUUAGACGCCAACGCCUGGUGUUCUGCAAGUGUUGACCAUUUUACAGUCAAAAUGACCGAAUCACUUCUACAGUAUUUUGUAUAUGGCUUGCGAGGGUCGCAAGUGACAAAACGCUCGAUAUUCUUCGGUCCAAAGCACAGUAUUGCUUUUAUAUUAGUUAAAUAACCACAACAUGAUUUCCGAGGUCGCUCAUAAAACACCUGCAUGGCAAAUUGGGGCAUGUUCCAUCUUCUCGAAAUAAACGGUAUAUUUAGUUAUGCAAAAAAUCGCAAGUGAAGGAUUGCCAAAACAGGCCUCUUUGGGUCGUUCCUAGCGGUUAAUUUUUUAGGAACCGCAGUGAAGUGUUCCAAAAUUUCAACGAGUUUUUCGAUAAACCCCUGGCUCUCGUCCAAGACGCUGAUAGGGAAUACUGGCUUAGUUUAGUGUACAUGUUUCAAUUUAAAUAAUACAAAGCAAUCCUCCAUGACCGUGUCUUUUUCACAGCCCUCGGGUUAUCCUCUCUGGGUUACUCUGCUUGCUAAUGUAAAGUGCGUGUAGCAGUCUUGUUCCGUCAUGGAGAUCGAGGAAAAUUGGGUUUGAAUUAACAAGCAUCCUUGUGGCAACUGAUUGGGUCAGUGGUUUGGUCCGCCUUAAAAUAUCGAGAAAAGCUUAAUUUUAUUUCAACGAUUUUUGACUGCAUUUUUAGUGGCGAUGACUUGGUGAAACGUUUUGUAUCCCUGCCAAAACCACUUCCAUCUAAAUGCAAAACUUUCGAGUCGGAGUGUCAAUGCUGAAUAGGGCCACCUGUGUCGCGAAGGGGAACCAUACGAAACAAAUUGACAAUCUUAAAUAAUUGAUGCGCGUUCACCCUUGGACAGUACUGCAAGCCUUCGAUGCUCAAUUAAGCACCACUAAGGUAACUUCCCUGCUCAAACGUGUUUCUUCCCUGACCUAGAAAAAAAGACUUUGCAGUUCAAAGCCCACCAUGAAGCAGGUGAUAAUGAUACUGCUGGUAUUAGUUAUUCCUGUGGCUUUUUCAAAAAUGUUGCCACAGUUCUCAGUUCUUAAAGAGAUGUAUCUUGGUAACAUCGAUUAUGGCGGACUUUAUAGCGACCAGGACGUGAAGCAGUACCUUUUUAAAGACCUUAACAAGCGUAAGUUACCGGACAAUGCCACAUGCAUACUGCGCAUGAGUGCCGUGUUAAAUGUCACAACCGAGGAGCCUGGGAGCCAGCAAGGCUUGAAAAACUACUUUUACUUUCAUGAACGAGAUGAACUUUUAAACUAUCUGAAGAAAAUGUAUGGAGAACCCGACCAGUCUAACAAGACGAAAGAUUUCAGUGGCAAAGUUGGAAUAAUGUCCUUCAAAGUCAGUGGCAGCGAGGCAAGUGAAGAUUGCGGUGUUCUGCUGUGGAAUGGGAACGGGGUUCAUCAGGGGAAAGGUCCUAAGUAUUUCCAGUCCGCUCAUUUGUGGGCCGCUCCUACAGCUGGAUGUGUAACCAAUGUAAAUGUACAGCAGUCUGGUGGAUCGACCUGCUUCCCGUCCAAGUCACAAGUUGAACUCAGAUCUGGAAAGAAGAUUCCCAUCAGCGACCUGGCCAUCGGUGACACGGUAAAGACAGUCACUAAGAAAGGUCAGAUUGUGUUCAGUCCUGUCAUUACGUUCCUGGAGCAAGAACCUGACUACAAAGGCCAAUUUAUUAACAUCACGACUGAAAGCAAAACCCAACUCACCAUCAGCGAAGCUCAUCUCAUUUUCAAAAUUGAAUUUUUGCGAGGUCCCCGUGGAGAACAUACCUCCCGCUCAGUGCAUGCGUCCCAAAUCAAACCCGGGGACCGCAUUGUCGUCCAGGCUCCACAGUGCCGGGGGCCCAUUCCUGAGAUGGUGGUAGCGGUCUCGACAGUUGAAAGGCAGGGGGCCUUUGCGCCAGUUACCCAGGAAGGGACCAUGAUAGUGGAUGGAGUCUUGGUGUCGUGUUAUGCUGACAUUGCGGACCAUGAUUUGGCUGACUCUCUUAUGGCCCCUCUAAAGAGCUUUUAUAACUGGGCCCCUCAGAUACUAGGAGCCAGGGGAAAAUACGCACAUAGUUACCUAAAACGGGUCCUGCGUCCCAUUGGUACAAGGGUCUUUGGAGAGGAAAUGUUCUAUCAGGGGCCAGACAGCGAAGUCAUGGGAGGGAAGGAAACGAUCACCUCAGUCUUUGACUGGCAUGACGAAUGAUUUCUUUAUCAUAACAAAGCGCGGAAGAAAGCCAAGCCAAAACGCUGGUAUAAAUGAAGAAUUUCUAAUAGUGCCUUCGAAGAGCUACAGAGAAGCUACGCAUUUUUUAAAUAGGUAGUUAAAGGUGGUCUUAUAAUCAGACAAUAGGUGUAAUGCAGUAAUGAUUAUUAACAUUGCCCUGGAUCACUAAAACGUUGACAAGGUUGUAAGUUGUUUUUUUUUCCCCGAGUACCUUUUUGCAGGUCUUUUUUUAAAUAUGCAGAUGUGAGCUGAUGCAAGUAAACAUUCGUGAAGCGUCUUAAGUUGGUCAGAAGGAGAUAAGAAGCCACUCAUCUCAAUAGACCGCUUAAAACAGAUAAUAAAAAAGACCGAUGGAUUUUUAACUGUAUAAGUAACGUGACAGAAAACCGUCAUUUCUUCGUUUGAUACAAAACAACCAGGGCUUAUAUACAGCUCUUUAAUUUCUAAAUAGCACUGUAAAUCUUCUCUGAAAUUACUAACUAUUAAAUAUGUAUUGCCGAAGUCGACUAUUUGUUCUUGACAAAACGAGAAAACACUACAUCUUUCUUCAUAUUUUAUCUUCAGUAGCUCAUAAAUAACGCUAACCACUGUUUUGUAUAAACUGCUCAGCGAAGGCAUAAGCCGCCAAAUUCUUACCUUUAAAUAACUAACUAGGGUAAAUGGUAUUUCCACACAAAACUUUACCUUUUAAACCCCGGCCCGGGAAAGUAUGAUACACAAUGCAGCUCACUGGCCUCUACAAAUCUCUCAUUGUGCAACCUGUGACUACUUGUUCUAAUUGUUUU
Messenger RNA from Orbicella faveolata, 3028 nucleotides. RefSeq names its product sonic hedgehog protein-like. The record is from RefSeq and is a predicted model, not a curated record. Lineage: Eukaryota; Metazoa; Cnidaria; Anthozoa; Scleractinia; Merulinidae. Gene Ontology annotation, molecular function: calcium ion binding; patched binding. Gene Ontology annotation, biological process: regulation of gene expression; protein autoprocessing; multicellular organism development.